Canis lupus familiaris (dog) is the source of this 2247-nucleotide messenger RNA. RefSeq names its product 14-3-3 protein zeta/delta-like. Gene Ontology annotation, biological process: signal transduction. NCBI's taxonomy places the organism in Eukaryota, Metazoa, Chordata, Mammalia, Carnivora, Canidae. Gene Ontology annotation, cellular component: cytoplasm. The record is from RefSeq and is a predicted model, not a curated record.
AUGGAGUGGCAUAAGGACCCUUGUGACUAUCGCUGGCCCAUCUACAUCACCCAGGAUAAGCUCCAUCUCAAAACUGUACCAGCCAAGCCCCUUUUGUCAUAUAAAGUAAAGUCCACAGGUUCAGGGAGUUCAGAUGUGAACAUCUUUGGGAGGCCAUUUGUCAGCUACCAUAGUUGCCCUUCAGGGGAACCCUGCAUGGGGCAGAAAUGGGACAGCACCAGUGUCCUGAACAGCAGCCUGGGAAGCAUGACUUCAGUGAUGGCAGACCAGCAGCUAGAGGUUCCAUGUCAGAGUACAGUACACAAGCACUUUGAACAUCUCAUUAUCCUAUGCGUCAUCAUAGUGGUACCCUAUAUCGAUGGUAUCAUCAGGCACAGAGCUGAAAUGAGGAGGUAUCCAGAUGCCUUGCUUGCGCCCUUCCGUCCGCCGCCACCCACUCCGGACACAGAGCACCCAGUCGUGGAUAAAAAUGAGCUGGUGCAGAAGGCCAGACUGGCCGAGCAGGCUGAGCGAUAUGAUGACCCGGCAGCCUGCAUGAAGUCCGGAACUGAGCAAGGAGCUGAAUUAUCCAAUGAGGAGAGGAAUCUUCUCUCAGUUGCUUAUAAAAAUGUUGGAGGAGCCCGUAGGUCAUCUUGGAGGGUCGUCUCAAGUAUUGAGCAAAAAACGGAAGGUGAGAAAAAACAGCAAAUGGCUCAAGAAUACAGAGAGAAAAUUGAGACCGAGCUAAGAGAUAUCUGCAAUGAUGUACUGUCUCUUUUGGAAAAGUUUUUGAUCCCCGAUGCUCCACAAGCAGAGAGCAAAGUCUUCUAUUUGAAAAUGAAAAGAGGUGGGAUCCCUGGGCUACUACGUUACUUGGCCGAAGUUGAGGCUGGUGAUGACAAGAAAGGGAUUGUGGAUCAGUCACAACAAGCAUACCAAGAAGCUUUUGAAAUCAGCGAAAAGGAAAUGCAACCAACACAUCCUAUCAGAUUGGGUCUGGCCCUUAACUUCUCUGUGUUGUAUUAUGAAAUUCUGAACUCCCCGGAGAAAGCCUGCUCUCUUGCAAAGACAGCUUUUGAUGAAGCCAUUGCUGAACUUGAUACAUUAAGUGAAGAGUCCUACAAAGACAGCACGCUAAUAAUGCAAUUACUGAGAGACAACUUGACAUUGUGGACAUCGGACACCCAAGGCGGCGAAGCUGAAGCAGGAGAAGGAGGGGAAAAUUAACCUGCCUUCCAACUUUUGUCUGCCUCAUUCUAAAAUUUACACAGUAGACCAUUUGUCAUUCAUGCUGUCCCACAAAUAGUUUUUUUGUUUACGAUUUAUGACAGGUUUAUGUUACUUCUAUUUGAAUUUCUAUAUUUCCCAUGUGGUUUUCAUGUUGAAUAUUAGGGGAGUAGAGCCAGUUAACAUUUAGGGAGUUAUCUGUUUUCAUCUUGAGGUGGCCAAUAUGGGGAUGUGGAAUUUUUAUACUAGUUAUAAAUGUUUGGCAUAGUACUUUUGGUACAUUGUGGCUUCACAAGGGCCAGUGUUAAAACUGCUUCCAUGUCUAAGCAAAGAAAACUGCCUACAUAUUGGUUUGUCCUGGUGGGGAGUAAAAGGGAUAAUUGGUUCCAGAUACAGGUGUAGUUAUUGUGGAUACUUUAAGGUUUAGAGCACUUACAAGGCUAUAGUAGAAAUGGGUAUCCCGUAGAUACUACAUGUGAACCACAGGUAUCUGUGGAAUACUCAUUCUCAAUGUGCACACCUUUGACUACAGUUGCAGAAGUGUUCCUUUAGUUGUGACCCAAUUUACUCUGGAUAAGGGCAGAAACGGUUCACAUUCCAUUAUUUGUAAAGUUACCUGCUGUUUGCUUUCAUUAUUUUUGCUACACUCCUUUUAUUUGUAUUUAAAUGUUUUAGACAACCUAAGAACAAAUGUACAAGUAAAGAUGCAGUAAAAAUGAAUUGCUUGAUAUCCAUUACUUUAUGUAUAUCAAGCAUAGCAGCAAAACAAAAAUCCCAUGUAUUUAACUUUUUUUUUUUUUUUUUAGGGUUUUUUGUUUGUUUGGUUGGUUUGGUUUGGUUUUUUGCUUUUGUGAUUUUUUUUUUUGGAUACUUGCCUAACAUGCAUGUGCUGUAAAAAUAGUUAACAGGGAAAUAACUUGAGAUGAUGGCUAGCUUUGUUUAAUGUCUUAUGAAAUUUUCAUGAACAAUCCAAGCAUAAUUGUCAAGAACACGUGUAUUAAGUUCAUGUAAGUGGAAUAAAAGUUUUAUGAAUGGACUUUU